CAGAUCACAUGGCAGCCUUGGGCGCCCCUGGGUGAUGGUCUCCGACUUCAGUAUACCGGAGGAUCGGUCAUCUCCCAGUAUAGGGUCCUGCUCGAAGGGCCGGUUGGUAGGGUAUGGUUCCUGGGGGAACGCUUUCUGCGCCAGGUAUGGGGGUAUCUUUCUCAGGAUCUUCCCGCAGUACCCCCAGCCAGUAUGCGGACUGCUGACAGACUUUCUUACUCGGAGGUAGUCGGCGCCAUGCUGGGUAGUGAUGCUUUACUACAUAUUGAGGAGGGGGACUACGCCACUUACCGUCACAUAUAUUUGAUGCCUCCAUUGACCGGAGCUCGUAUUCCGAUGAUGAGGCCUGCCGGUAUGUCAUCCUCGGGCCAGGCUCGGGCUUGGGCUGCAGACGCUCCUUCUACUAGCAGGGCUGGUACAUCUAGAGGUGGGAGUAGACCGGUUCCUCCGGUUCCAUCGACUUAUCCUCAUCCUGGAUGGCCAGAUAUGCCGACUGAGUUGAUGGCGUGGCAGUAUGGGGCCAUCUCUCCUACCCCGAUUCCACUAGAGCCUCCGAUGCCCAGUGAUCGAUACGCCAUUGAUCCUGACUCACCGCUGCCACAUCGAGGGUAUAUGGAGGAGGUGGUUGGACUGGUGGCCACACUCGAGGGCAUGGUCCUGCGUAGGGAGGCACAGUUGUCUGUCGCGGGCAUUCAGAUGCCUUCAUGGUCCGGUCAGCCGCAGGCCAGGCCACCUGGGCCUCCUUGGGGAGCUGGGUCAUCUGGGCCUUUUCAGGGAGUUGGGUCACCCGGGCCUUUUCAGGGGGUGGGGCCAUCUCGGCCUUCCCGAGGAGCCGGGCCAUCUAGGCCUUUUCGAGGAGCUCGAGGAGGGCCUGUCUGCAGACGCAGGGCUCAUGUUGUAGAGGUGGAGCCUGAUGAGGAGGAUGAGGAUGCUGAGGAGGAGGAGGAGGCUACCGAUCGUCAGUCAGAGACAUCUGCUGAGGAGGGGGGCUCCGGUUUCGGCUCGGGGAAUAGAGGCGAGGCUGAGGGGGAUCCUGAGGAUGACAGCUCCGACUCAGAUGAUGAUGAUGGUUCGGAGGUUGUCCCGCAGAAGAGGAUGAGGAGCGCUUCUCGUUCCCGCUCCCGAGGACAUUGAU
Messenger RNA from Camellia sinensis, 1135 nucleotides. Lineage: Eukaryota; Viridiplantae; Streptophyta; Magnoliopsida; Ericales; Theaceae. The record is from RefSeq and is a predicted model, not a curated record.